Callorhinchus milii (elephant shark) is the source of this 3163-nucleotide messenger RNA. RefSeq names its product serine/threonine-protein phosphatase 2B catalytic subunit beta isoform. Gene Ontology annotation, biological process: calcineurin-mediated signaling. The record is from RefSeq and is a predicted model, not a curated record. Gene Ontology annotation, cellular component: cytoplasm; calcineurin complex. NCBI's taxonomy places the organism in Eukaryota, Metazoa, Chordata, Chondrichthyes, Chimaeriformes, Callorhinchidae. The transcript has 15 exons. The coding region runs from base 134 to 1696 and encodes 520 amino acids. Gene Ontology annotation, molecular function: calmodulin-dependent protein phosphatase activity; calmodulin binding.
CAUCGUUUGCGCCGCCAUGUUUGGUGUCAGCGCGGGAGCCUGACCCGCAGCCCAGGCCCGGGGAGCGCGGAGCCAGGUCCCCCGGGAGGGGGGGGGAGGGGGAAGGAAGGAGAGCCGAGCGACAGCCGGAGCCAUGUCGGGCAGGGACGGCAAGAUGAGCACGACGGAACGGGUGGUGAAAUCUGUCCCCUUCCCACCGGCUCACCACCUGACAGGUGAAGAGAUCUUUGACACCGAAGGCAAGCCCAGAGUAGAUGUUUUGAAAAGCCAUUUAAUAAAAGAAGGUCGCGUGGAUGAGGAAAUUGCACUUAGAAUUAUUAAUGAAGGGGCUGAAGUCCUGCGGAGAGAGAAUACCAUGAUAGAAGUUGAAGCACCGAUAACAGUGUGUGGUGACAUCCAUGGUCAAUUCUUUGACCUGAUGAAGCUUUUUGAAGUAGGAGGAUCACCAGCCAACACCAGAUAUCUCUUCCUUGGAGAUUACGUAGACCGAGGGUAUUUCAGCAUAGAGUGUGUACUCUACUUGUGGGUUUUGAAGAUUCUGUACCCAAAUACGUUGUUCCUAUUACGAGGGAAUCACGAAUGCAGACACCUUACAGAGUAUUUCACGUUUAAACAAGAAUGUAAAAUCAAGUAUUCUGAAAGAGUCUACGACGCCUGCAUGGAAGCAUUUGACUGCCUUCCCCUUGCUGCACUUCUCAACCAGCAGUUUCUGUGCGUGCACGGUGGCCUCUCACCCGAAGUUCAUAACUUAGAAGACAUUAAACGGUUAGAUAGGUUUAAAGAGCCACCUGCAUUUGGGCCAAUGUGUGACUUGUUGUGGUCAGAUCCUUCAGAGGAUUUUGGAAAUGAAAAAACCCAGGAACACUUCAGCCAUAACACUGUCCGCGGGUGCUCCUACUUCUACAGCUACCCAGCUAUUUGUGAAUUUUUGCAAAAUAAUAAUUUGUUAUCGAUAAUUCGAGCACACGAGGCGCAGGAUGCAGGCUAUAGAAUGUACAGGAAAAGUCAAACCACAGGCUUCCCGUCUUUAAUUACAAUUUUUUCUGCACCUAACUAUUUAGAUGUCUACAAUAAUAAAGCUGCUGUGUUGAAAUAUGAGAACAAUGUGAUGAAUAUUCGGCAGUUUAAUUGCUCUCCACACCCCUACUGGUUACCCAACUUCAUGGAUGUUUUCACGUGGUCACUGCCGUUUGUCGGAGAAAAAGUUACAGAGAUGCUGGUUAACGUCCUCAAUAUCUGCUCGGACGACGAGCUAAUGUCUGAGGGAGAAGAUGCCUUUGAUGAACGACUCAUUUAUGGCAAUAGAAAAGCAGGCACAGCAGCGGCUCGCAAGGAAAUCAUCAGGAACAAGAUCCGAGCUAUCGGCAAAAUGGCCCGAGUCUUCUCAGUGCUCAGAGAAGAGAGUGAGAGCGUGCUGAUGCUGAAGGGCUUGACUCCCACUGGGAUGCUGCCUAGCGGAGUGCUGGCUGGAGGACGGCAGACCCUGCAAAGUGCCACAGUUGAGGCUGAACAAGCAAUCCGAGGAUUCUCGCCCCAGCACAAAAUCUGCAGCUUCGAGGAAGCCAAGGGGCUGGACAGGAUAAACGAACGCAUGCCUCCACGGAAAGAUGGCCUCCAGCAAGUGGCUAUUCAUUCAGUUACCACAAACGCCGGUGAGAAUAACGGAACUGGUGGCAACAACAACAACGCACAGUGACCGAACAUUCAGCUCUUCCAUUGCUUCCAACCUGCCACCAUCCCUCCCUUUUACUCUUCCCCUCCCCUCCCCCCCACACUCCCCCCAUACACAUUUGCCUUGCCUGAUCGUUCCCAGAUCAUUGCUUCCAAUAUGGUAUCAGCUUCAACGCCAAGGAACUAUGCAAAUCUGGCGAUCGAAAAUGGUCUGUGUUGAAAAAAGCUGAGGUGCUCUUGAAACGCCAGCCUGCGAUGGACAGGCCAAUUGUGUGCAUGUGGCAUUUAUCCCAGAACCCAACAGCCAAGACUUUUUAAGACUUUUUUGGGGGGGGAAAGGUUAAUUUGGGCGUUUUUCACUGAACGCACAUCUAGGAACCCGCAUCUUACGCUCAACACUGACCCUCGCAGCGUUUACAGGCACGGCUGUUUUGAGACAGCUGAUUUUGUUCGGAAUUGGAACUGAAGCCGAGAGCUAACUAUUUAUUGACGAGGUAUCCUCAUCGUAACGAUGUCUGUAAGACAAGCUGUUGGAAUGGUCUUAAAUAUAAUUUCGAAGCUGCCGAGAUGUGCAUUAGAAAGAUGUGCCAAACAGCCGUGGUAUUGGAAAGUGAGGUGUGUUGCUAAAACGCUGGCCUUGGGAUUGUUGCUAAGGCUGUAUUUCAUUGCCUACAUUAUAGCUUGAGGAUCAGGGAAUGAUUUAUUUGAAGGGAUGCUGAUUGCUUUUAAUGGAAAUCAAAGCUUUUUUAAGUUAGAAAAGCCAUCGUUAGUGCCCAUCUUAUGUUAAACUAAGAAUCUCUGCCCUCAAUCAGUGGUUUGAAAUCAAAGCCCCACAUAAUAAUUAUAAGGUACUGUACUUUAAUUGAAUUUUGUACAUUAGGGAAUUCAUAUCAAGUGUGUAAAGCUUCGCUGUGUAUUUUGUCUGCAUGCGUUCCCCCAUUUUGGACAUAUUUAAUAUAUUAGCCCUGUGAUGUACAGAUCUGCAUCAAUCAGGUUAUAUAGAUGUUUUGAAUACCUUUAAUGUAACGUGGGUAUUAAACUUGCUUCUAAUGCUAUAAUCCACUGGGCUGAAAGGCUUCAGGCAUUUUAAUAUCUUUAUUCUGUAAAAGGACAUGAAAAAUGACGACUUUUUUUUGUUGAAGCUAUGCAGUGAGUCUCCCCAAGGCCGGCUUUCUGGUGAAAGUGUAAAUUCACCAACGCAUGUUAAUUUUACCAAAACGUUUGCUUGGUUCAAUUGCAUCUGGUCAGAAAUUAUACCGAGAUGAACGAUUACUGACUGCCGCUGUACAUUUUUAUACUUUACCUACCGAGUUUCGUGUCUGGUUUCUGCUUCCCCCAGUUUGACAUGACUUGGAAACCAAUUCACUCGACUUUCUCUUUGAUUUGCCAUGUGCAUACUUCUGUCCCGUUGGAAAUACAGUACUAUGCAUGUUCUGAAAUAUUUAACUAUUUUAUAAGACUGUACACAAUAAACGUAUGCAUGGGCCCCUGC